AUGGAACGCAGUCCUGGAUAUGUCGAUGUCAUGGCCUCCGCCGCCCUGCCGACCAUGCAGCCAGUCCACCAUGUGGCCUGGGUCGAGAGGCCCAUCAUGUCCACGCCGUCGCCCGAUGGGACGACUCCUGCCUCGACCUCGUCCUCGUCAGACGGCCCGCCGCUGCACGACCCUCCCGCCGUCGCCCCUGCGCCCCUGGACUGGGAGGCGCAUAAGCAGGUCAUCAAGGAUCUGUACAUGGGCCAGAACCUCAACCUCAGUGAGGUUGUCGAGAGGAUGAGAUCCUACAACUUUCAUGCCACUCCGAGGAUGUACAAGGCUCAAUUUGCCAGGUGGACAUGGAGCAAGUACAACUGCAAAAGGAUGCGACGUGAUCUAUCUUCUGGCAAGGCCAUCGAGAAGUCGACUGCACACGCCGAUGAUGGCACUCGCUUCAUGCAGUCUGUUCUCACUGAUAUCAGGAACCACGUCUACAGCUUCUUCUCGCGAAAGCCCGAGUGGCAAAAGUCUGCUGGUACCGGCUUGAUAUCCGCCUAUAAUUAUGCCUUUUAUGAUUCAUUCCGCAUCGCAAUGGACAGCUUCGUCAAGAAUGAGCACUUCAACGGUGGCGGGAUCCUCCGCCAGGCCUUUGUUGAGGUUGAAGAAGCCUUGCAGACUGACUACUCAUCAACCUUCUACUUUUUCUUCAUCGACCUGCCCGACCUGUUUUUGUACUACGGAAGACACGACAUCUUCGUCAUUUUGCUUGCACACAUCAACAGGCUGACCGCCGUCGGCCUGCGGGACAAGAUCAUCGGGGCGGGCUUUGCGAGCCUGCAUGCCCUGGCCGAGUCGAACCCGGCUUUCUUACGUCAUUACAUCGGCUGCGCAUCAGGUCUCUGGUGUGAUCUUCUGUCCGAGCUCCUGGGUCCGAGGGACCGCAGCACUCUGCUUGCAAGGCGAAACCACAUACGACACGCGCACUCUACGGACCCUCCAAGAGUCAAGGCGCUCUGCGACGACUAUGACCACCUCCUGGGCGAAGUCCAAAAGCAUUGGGGCGCAGGGCACACCGCUUCUAGACACCUGGAGGACGUGAUCCUGCUGACACAGCUCAACUAUGACUACUUCACAGACAAUUUCGCGGAGAGGAACGAAAGGCUCAUAGAGGACGUGGGGAGGAAGUACCAGCUCGCCGCAAGCGAAAAUUCGAGCCCCAUCACGCCUGUAUCGAUCGAGAGCACCAGCAACGCUGGCGACGGAAAGUUUGAGACGUUGCCGCUCGAGGCCUGGGACAUGCUCGACCGAAACAUCCGGUCCAACUGUUACCAUCGAUUAGCGUGCUACUUUGCUCAUCAAGGGAAUAUGCCGAGUGCCGCUGCCUGUAAUGCAAAGGCAAGGGAAGGAUGGAAGACAGAUUUCUGGCAGCUUGAGGUCGAAGCCGCCCUUGUCAGCGCCGGAAGGCUGUUCGAGGCCGAGACGCUUCGGCGCUGUCGGCUUGAGGCACAAUACUUCGGCAAGCUGCUGGAAAAUGACUGGACUGUUGCAGCGGAUUCUAGUCUCAUCAAUCGCAGGAGGCAAAAAGGCCAGAAACCCGUCCAGUCGCGCUGCAUUAUUCCUUCAAGUCCAACCACUCUUUCGCCUCUCGGAAACCGGCCGCACCGGCGGAGACGGAACGCCGGCGCUAUGCCGCGUUGCGGGUACGACACGACCAACAUGCGCGUGGCUGCGAACCCUCGACCGGCGGCCUCUGCUGGCGGGAGUGAUAAGCCGAGGAACAGCAAGCCCAGGGGCGACGGCAACAGCGAUGGCGAGAGUGGUGGCGGGAGCGGAGGCAGUGGCAGAGGAGAGGGCAACGGUCGAGAUGAUGACGACAAGGGCUCUCAGAAGACGGAGGAUCAGGAGUCGGGACGGGGAAGCAAGGAUGGAGGACUGACCGCCGAGGAGCUCAUCAAAACCAUUGAUGAUGUGCGCCUCCCAUUGGAAGGUCGGGGAUGGACGUUCUGGCUCUGA
Diaporthe citri is the source of this 1992-nucleotide messenger RNA. RefSeq lists its product as uncharacterized. The transcript is spliced from 5 exons. The record is from RefSeq and is a predicted model, not a curated record. Lineage: Eukaryota; Fungi; Ascomycota; Sordariomycetes; Diaporthales; Diaporthaceae. Bases 1 to 1992 code for a protein of 663 amino acids.